UUAGUUCUGAAAUCUCAAAGGGAAACACAAACUAGCUAUACGCAACAACAAUUUCACAUUAGGAAAUGUCAACAAGGAUGAAGUUAGCACAAGAUAAUCCUUACUUGCAAGAGAUAACUUGCGAUUACAGUACUGCUGCGUCUGAGCAACGGCCAUUUGAUCUUCGCAAUGUGGUUCAGCUUGGUGCUUCUGAUUUGGCAGAGAUUAAUCCGACUGUCUGCUGUUUUUCACCAUCCCAUGUUUCCGUCCCGUCCUACGAUUCAGGUAAUCGCCUGAGGCCUUUAAGUGAGUCUUUGCCAUUGUACAAAGCAGCAGUGAAUGGGGACUGGAAAAGGGCUAAAGAUAUCAUCAAGGAUGAUUUGGCCUCAACGACUGACGGAAUCACAAUAUUCUCAGAGACGGCACUGCAUGUAGCUGCAGCUGCAGGGCAUGCCAAGUUUGUCGAAGAGCUAGUGCAACUCAUGCAAUCAGAUGCUCUUGAAUUACGGGAAACCAACAAUGAUGAGACAGCGAUCCACCUUGCUGCCAUUGCUGGGCAUACAAAAGUUGCCAAGGCCAUGUUGCAGAAAAAUCCCAAUUUAACACAGCUGCGUAAUAUGAAUGGAUGGACACCACUGUUGAGUGCUAUCUAUUCUUCAUCGAAUCAACCAAAGGAGAUGAUUGAAUAUCUUUGCAGUGUCACCAUUGAUGGAGAUAGUAUAAACAAUCCAUUGGUUGGUGGUGAGCUAAUCUGUACCAUUGCUAGAGCUGGUUUAUAUGAUAUUGCUAUGAAUUUAAUUCAGCAGAACCCGGAUCUGGCUAUACUGAAGGAUGAAAGUGGCUGUUGUGCAUUGGAAGUGAUGGCGGAGAGGCCGUAUGCAUUCCCAAGUUCAAGUCAGCUGCGACCUUGGCAAAGGUUCAUCUACCCAUUUAUUACAGUGGAGUCAUCUCCUGCAGUUGCCAACCAGGUAAGAGCAGAUUUGGAGAAUCCUUUACUGAUUUCAGGGGAACUAUCAACCAAUAUCACUACUCAAAGCACAACUAACAACAUCUCAGUCAUUGCCUCCUCAAUUCAAGUGCACUAUGGACGGAUAAAAGAACUACUCUUGAAAGUCCGUGGUAUCAAACAAGUAUACGAUGAAAAGUUGAUGCAUAAACAAGCCUUGGAUUUGGUCAAAUGUAUUUGUGCACAGAUUUUUCUUAUGAGCUGUUCAGGAAUCUCAGAUUUUUUCAAAGAUUCGUCUACCUUCACGACAGCCACGAUUUAUGGAACUGUCGAGGUUGUACUAGAGUGCAUUCAAAUGUUUCCCGAUCUAAUCUGGCUUAAAUCGCAAGGACGUAGUAUAUUUGAGAUUGCAAUAGAAGAACGACAUGAACAGAUCUUCAAUCUCGUACUUCAGAUGAAUGAGCACAAGAAAAAAUUGGUUUACUCGAGAGACGAGUUUGGUAAUACUAUCCUGCAUUUAGCUGCCAAGUUAUCACCUUUUUCUCAGCUUCACUCGGUCACUUGUGUAGCUUUGCAAAUGCAGAGAGAGCUGCAGUGGUUUGAGGCCGUUGAAAAUAUUACGCUACCAAUCCACAAGGUAACAAGAAACAAUGAUGGAAAGACACCAGGAAUUUUGUUCAAGGAGCAACACCAUGCCUUAAUGGAAAAAGGGGAGAAAUGGAUGAAAGAUACAGCCCAGUCGUGCAUGUUAGUAGCCACCCUCAUUGCUACUGUAGUAUUUGCUGCAGCUUUUCAAGUUCCUGGUGGUAAUUUUAGCGAUGAUGAUGGCAGUAACAAACUAGCAGGCUUCCCAAUCUUUUUACGUCGAAAUGCUUUUAUGGUGUUUGCAGUAGCAGAUGCUUUGGCUUUUUUCUCUUCCUCCACAUCGAUUCUGAUGUUCUUAUCCAUCCUAACUUCCCGUUAUGCUGAACAAGAUUUUCUCAACUCAUUGCCUAAAAGGUUAAUCAUCGGUCAUGCGACUCUUUUUUUCUCUAUAAUCACCAUGAUGGUAGCCUUUAGUGCAACACUUUCUAUUUCACUUGGUCCCAAAUUUGGAUGGGUUCCAAUUCCAUUAGCUUUAAGUGCAUGUGUCCCUGUGACCUUAUUUGCAUUCUUACAGUAUCCAUUGUUUUUUGAAAUUGUGUAUUCGACAUAUGGGCCUGGCAUCUUUCAUAAAUAAAGGAAGAAACGUCGCAGCAA
Papaver somniferum (opium poppy) is the source of this 2164-nucleotide messenger RNA. RefSeq lists its product as uncharacterized. The coding region runs from base 66 to 2144 and encodes 692 amino acids. The transcript has 7 exons. NCBI's taxonomy places the organism in Eukaryota, Viridiplantae, Streptophyta, Magnoliopsida, Ranunculales, Papaveraceae. Gene Ontology annotation, molecular function: protein binding. The record is from RefSeq and is a predicted model, not a curated record.